CUCACAGGAGAAGACGGGAUGGCGACGCUAGACUCCGGGGCCGUUUGGCCCAGGUUGAGCAGGAUGAGCUGCAGCGGGAACAUCGUCAGUAAAGUGCGGCAGGGCCAGAUAACGGGGCGCGCGCUGCGGCGUGGUACGCAGAUCCCACGAGCUCUGCUCCAGGAGAGGGACAAGCGAGCCAGAUGGCACGGGAUCCCCAUCCUGCUGCAGAAGCUGUAUGAAAGCAGUCACCCUAAUAGUGACCUCUCCCAGACACAUGGAGUGGUUAAGGAAUUGGCAUCAUUACUUUCCAUGGAAGCCAUGACUUUUGUGACGGAGGACAGGAAGACGGCACAGGAAUCCACCUUCCCUAAUACGUAUACCUUUGACCUCUUUGGAGGUGUUGAUUUACUGGUGGAGAUUUUAAUGAGACCUACCGUAUCAAUGCAAAAGAAGAAGCCUAAAUUGAGCGAUGACCUGGUCAAGGACUGUCUAAGUGUUCUCUAUAACUGCUGUAUAUGUACAGAAGGUGUCACAAAAAGCCUUGCAUCGAGGAACGACUUUGUCCUGUUUCUCUUCACAUUAAUGACAAACAAGAAGACUUUUUUGCAGACAGCCACCCUAAUUGAGGAUAUCCUUGGGGUCCGAAAGGAAAUGAUCCAGUUGGAGGAAAUUCCCAACUUGUCCAGUCUGGUCCAGAGCUUUGACCAGCAACAACUGGCCAACUUCUGCCGCAUCCUGUCUGUGACCAUAUCGGAGCCUGAUCUGGGGCAUGACGACAAACACACACUCCUGGCGAAGAACAUUCAACAGAAGAAGAACCCCAUCCCGUCCUGUGCCGAGCUCAAUCAAGUGACUCUGCUGAACAUACCAGGCUUCAUUGAGCGGCUGUGUAAGCUGGCUACACGGAAGGUGUCAGAGGCCACAGGUGCAUCCAGCUUCUUGCAGGAGCUAGAAGACUGGUACACCUGGCUGGACAACGCACUGGUGUUGGACGCCCUUAUGCAAAUGGCCACCGAGGAUGCCGAUCAUAGCAGCACAGAAUCCUCAGACGAGAGCACACUAGCUACCAGCCCGCUAAGACACAGGCUUCCGCAGUCCAUGAAGAUUGUGCAUGAGAUUAUGUACAAAGUUGAGGUGCUUUACGUGCUCUGUGUGUUGCUUAUGGGCCGGCAGAGAUCUCAGGUGCACAAAAUGUUAGCAGAGUUCCGUCUGAUCCCUGGACUCAACAACCUCUUUGACAAGCUCAUCUGGAGACGGCACACCACUAGCCACAUUCUGCACAGGGAGAACCAGAGUUGUGACUGCAGCCCUGAAAUAUCAUUCAAAAUCCAGUUUUUGAGGCUGCUCCAGAGCUUUAGUGACCACCAUGAGAACAAGUAUCUGCUUCUGAACAAUCAGGAGCUGAAUGAGCUAAGUGCCAUCUGUGUGAAAGCCAGCAUCCCAGAGGUGGAGGCUUUGGCCAACACAGACAGGAGUCUGGUCUGUGAUGGUAAGAAGGGGCUCUUGACACGACUGCUUACAGUAAUGAAGAAAGAACCACCAGAUUCCUCAUUCAGGUUCUGGCAGGCAAGGGCAGUGGAAAGCUUCCUACGUGGGGCUACCUCCUAUGCUGACCAGGUGUUCCUUCUCAAAAGAGGCUUGUUGGAGCACAUCUUGUUCUGCAUCAUCGACAGUGGGUGUAAGUCAAGAGAUGUUCUACAAAGCUACUUUGACCUGCUAGGGGAGCUCAUGAAGUUUAACAUUGAUGCCUUCAAGAGGUUCAACAGAUAUGUCAACACAGAUGAGAAGUUUCAGAUAUUCCUGAAUCAAAUCAACAGUUCAUUGGUGGACUCCAAUAUGCUGGUGCGAUGCAUCGUCUUAUCCCUUGACCGAUUCGAGAGCCAAACGGAAGAUAUUAAAGUGGUAGAAGUGCUCUCCAAGUGUUGCCUGCUCUCAUAUAUGUCUCACGUGGAGAACAGACUGUCCUUCCUCUUCAGACUCAUCAACAUCAUCAACGUGCAGACUCUCACACAGGAGAACGUCAGCUGUCUGAACACCAGUUUGGUGGUUUUGAUGUUAGCCCGCAGGAGAGGUAAGCUGUCCUUCUACCUGAAUGCCUUGCGGGAGAAGGAGUACACCGAGCGUUACCCAGGCUGCCUCCUGAACAACUUCCACCACCUGCUGCGCUUCUGGCAGCGCCAUUACCUCAACAAGGACAAGGACAGCAGCUGUCUAGAGAAUAGCUCUUGCAUCUCCUUCAACUACUGGAAGGAAACUGUGUCAGUGCUGUUGAUCAAAGAUCGGACUUCGCCGUGUGCCAUAGCCAGCUAUAUUGACGAGGUGUACAUGGACCUGGACAGAGACUUCCUGGAGGAUUGACCCAGGCCCCCCUGGGUGGGUGCAGUUGGGAGAAUGGUUGUCUGAGAACUCUUCUCUCCUGUAAUCCAUCACCUGAAUGCCUGUAGACAGUACUUCAGAGAACAUAUCCCACAUGGACGCCAUUCAGGGAUCCAUCGACAUAGUCGUGCAUGCGCAUUAAUGCUGGAAAAGUUGAAUGUUGCCAGAUCUUUACAGGUUUAUGGUGAAAGUAGUUUUACAUUUUUCUCAGUGAAGGGAACUGGCCCCAGAGGAGGAGUGUCCACCUCCCUACAGUAAAUCAGGGACGAACAAUUCUUACAUUGAUUUGCUUUGGUAUAAAUAUGAUGGCGCAUAUGUAGAUGUGUAUAUACAGUAAUAUACUUACACACAUCCACAUUUGUAUGUGUACAGUUGCAGCUAAUCUAGAUACUUCUGAGUGAAAAGGUUUUGUGUGUGUGCCUGUGUGUAUGUGUAAAAUUAACACAUGUUGGUUCUUAUAUCAGUGAAGCACCAUUAAAUUAAUAUGCGGCUGAAACCCUUUAGCUCUCCAGUGGUUGUCAGAAGUCAAAAUGCAAAUCGGUUAUACCAUGAGUAUAGAACCUGCAGGUGUGAUUCACAACAGAUCUGACUGAAUGGUUUCUACCAAACAUACCUUGUACAUUUGAGGAGGUGUUUUCCUGGCACUAUGUGUAUAAAGCAUGAGCGUGCACCCCCCCACCUGUGUGGAGCUGUUCCUGCAGGUAGCAGCAGUUCCCCACAGUGAAGUUUGGGUGGUGCUCAUGUUUGCUGUUGUCACCUGACCCCCCUACCCAGUCCAAGAAGGUAGAUGGAGACUCUUGGUUUCAGGACUAUUAAAUUCUGAACUUCAGAAGUUGCCCAAGGUGACAGUUGCUGUUAUCUUCUUUUAAUGAUGAUAUUUUUAUCCUAUCGUAUCUUGAAAGGUUGAGUUGAAAACUAUGCAGGUUAUCCAAUUUGUUCCAAAGCAGUUCUUUAUUUCCAAACCUUGCAGUGGCAGUCUGGACCUUUUACAGCAGUUAUUAGUUACCUUCUCAUUUUGUCAUCUGCUGUAGUCUCUCCUGUUUCAGUCUGCAUGGGUUAGAAGUAGUGUGCCAUUUGUGGCUACAGAUAUGUUCUCCCCUGGAGCAAGGUAUUAAAACUGAUGCUUGGUACUCAAGCAUCUUGUAAAAUGCCCAACUGUAUAAAAGGGUACAAGUUUCAAUUUGGACAACAUUUUCUGAGCAACAGGAUAACCAAUAGAAGUGUAUCUGUUGAGAGAUUUAGUAACAAGAGGCCACCCCCCUUCAGAGCACCCAAGUGCACAUUCUUUACACUUGGCAAAGUGUGUAGGCAGUCAGGUAAUUAGUUUACCUGUUUGCAUCUCAGUCAGUUUUCUGAAUCCCCCCCCACUGUCCUUCCCCUCCUGUGAUGCCUGCCUCAAUUCCAUAGUGAAAUUGCACAAUCCCAUUUUGACAAAUGUAUAACAAGAAAUCCUGCUGAACUACCUCAUUGUCACUCAGUCUCCCAUGGCUUCAAACACCCUUCAAAUUCUGAUUUUGCUUAACUGUAAUCACACAUUUUGGUAAAAAUCAAUUCAUAAACACUAGAAUUCUUAUAGCUGUUGCUGUUUUUUUUUUUUUUAAAAAAAAAAAAAAAAAAAAAACUUUAAAUGUAAGGGGUUUUUUUUGGGGGGGGGGUUCUUUUCAGACUCUUACCUCGGAGACUGCACAACAGAAUUGCAUUACUUGGUCAACUCACCAAACCAGAAGUAUAACAUUCCCAAAAGAAUCGAUAUCACAACACCACAUUUGGCUGAACUGGUUGUUGGGGAAGUUUCUGUUAGGAUGGCACUCCUUUUUUUUUGUUUUCUGCUACCACUGGAAACAACCAUAUUCUUCAGAUAUCGGAGUAUACUGUUUUUGUUUACAUAAGUGAAAGGUGGUGCUAGACCAAUUAACGAUUUUCACAGUUCUGAUUAUAGUUUUUGAAAAUGGACUACAUUUUAGUAUAACCAUUACCAUAAAGUCUAAGUAUUUUAGACUAUUUAAUUCUCAAUACAAUUUGAAGUUUUGAGCUAAUAUGCAGUGGUCAGGUGACUAAACUCAGUUUGAAUGUCACUUUUGAUUCCCAUAUCUCCAUUUAAAAGUUUUCUUAAUAUAUAAGCCUGAAAAGGCAAUCACUGAACUAGCGAUAAAGUAGUACUGCGUAAGGUAAGCCACUCAUCCGUACUAUACCUAUUGGUAUGUUUUGGUGCAAAUAGAUCAACUGUGCAUUUUCAGUAGUUCGGGCUCUUCCCUUUAUUCCGAAGUCUAUUGUAGCCUGUUCAAAGACAAUUCAUUAGAUACUGGCCGAGAUUAAUGUGUUCUGUACCUGUGGAUUCCAGCAAUUAUGAAUUGUCGAGCCCAUGCACUGCUGGUGCUAAACGCUUUGCAUUUGAUUGUACUUCUCACUCUUUCCCUCUGUAGGUACCCAGCUGUAUAUAGUUUUUUGCUAAUAAAA
This is a messenger RNA of Scleropages formosus (Asian bonytongue), 4815 nucleotides long. RefSeq names its product short transient receptor potential channel 4-associated protein-like. The transcript is spliced from 19 exons. Lineage: Eukaryota; Metazoa; Chordata; Actinopteri; Osteoglossiformes; Osteoglossidae. Gene Ontology annotation, molecular function: phosphatase binding. The coding region runs from base 19 to 2340 and encodes 773 amino acids. Gene Ontology annotation, cellular component: Cul4A-RING E3 ubiquitin ligase complex. The record is from RefSeq and is a predicted model, not a curated record. Gene Ontology annotation, biological process: ubiquitin-dependent protein catabolic process.